UGCACUUCACGACGACAGCCAGAGUGCAUACAGCAAUGUGGGCGAAGGCGACUCUACUGCUGGGACUCUUGGCGGCGUCUGCCGUGGAUGCGGCCGGCCUCCGCAGCCGCUAUGACGAGGCCAGCGGACGCAUCCUGCUGUUCUCCAACAGCGGUGGACAAGAGGUGGAACUGGGAUACAUCGAAGCUGGCAGCAGUGGCCCAUCGCCGGCUCCACGCUAUGAGAGUGGCAAUGAUGAGGAGUCCUUCCUCUUCGACAACUCCAAAGUGGUCAUCCGGCGUGAAGACAGAUCGGGAAGUUGCCUCACUAUCAAGCACUGGAAGAACUCCUCUAGCGAGCCCGUCGUGAUGUGCCAGAACCACCUGAGCAGCCACAUCUACGGCGGCGUCGAGUCCACCUACCGCGACUGGCCGAUCGAGAAGAACGUUUACAAGCACUACGCAUACGUCACCAACAAGAUACACCACGCCACCAUCGCCGCGCGCUACUGGCUCUUCUCCGACGGAAGACUUGUCCGCGUCCAUUCGAACGUCCCUCUCUUUGUCGACCAACACACCAAUCUGACGAAGGACAAGCUGUGCUUCAGCGCCUGGAACAAGUCUCCCUAUCCGGAGGACCGGCCCGACAACCUGAUGGAGUACGAGAUGUGUUCGUUCGCCGACGCGAGGCGGGCGCACUUGUACGCAGUCCAGAACUACCUGGGAAAACCCACGGCGAUCCCGGAGGAAAGCGUGGCCCUUCACCCCACCUGGCAAGUUGUGCCGCCCGAAGCGAACGUGAGGGACAGGGCCGCCGACGUAGUCGACCACGGGUUCGACUCCGGCGUUAUCGAGAUACACGACCGCUGGGAGACCUGCAGCGGCAGCCUCACGGUCGAUACUACCCGCUUCCCCGACAUGCGCGCCCUCACGGACGACCUCCACGCUCUGGGCUUCCGCGUCACGCUCUGGAUGCACCCGUUUGUGAACAGAGACUGCGAGCCAUUCUACUCUGAGGCGCUGGACAAAGGGUACUUCGUGCUCAACAAAAGCGGCACCUUCAUUACUCGCUGGUGGAGGGGUUUCGCCGGCGUUGUCGACUUCACCAAUCCCGAGGCAGCAGCUUGGUGGACGGAUCGAGUUUCGGCACUUCGCAACGAGACUGGGGUGGACGGCUUCAUGUUCGACUUCGGCGAGUCCAGCUACCUGCCGGAGCAGCCAAACAUCCAGCCGCGGGACAGCAGCCCCGUGGCGUUCACCGACGCCUACGCACGCGCAGCCUCCCAGUUCGGGCCCAUGGCCACACUGCGCACCAGCGUGGAGAGCCAGCGCCUGCCCAACUUCUUCUUCAUGGACCCGGUGGACAGCAGCUGGGGCAAGCAGAGCGGCCUGCAGACGCUGGUGCCCAAACUGCUCGAGAUGAGCAUGCUGGGCCACCCUUUCGUGAUGCCGGAGAACGUGGGCGGCGAUGAGAACCAUGGCUCGUACCCUUCCAGUGACAUGUACAUCCGCUGGAUGCAGGCCACCGUCUUCAUGCCUGCCAUGAGGUACCACGUCAAACCCUGGGACUACGACAACGAGACCCUGGAGAUCUGCCUCAAGCUGAUUGACUUGCGCGCCCAGUACGCGCCGCGGAUCGUCGAGCUGAUGAAGAAGACUGUCGAGGACGGGACGCCCGUCAACCUGCCCAUCUGGUGGCUCGACCCCACAGACUCCACCGCUCAGGAAAUCAGCACAGAGUACCUGUUGGGCGAGGACGUGCUGGUGGCGCCCGUGGUGCAGCACGGGAGGACCAGCCGCGACAUCUACCUGCCCGAGGGCUACUGGCGCGACGAGUCGGACCCGGAGCACCCCACCAUACGGGGACCCACCUGGCUCUACGCCUACCCGGCACCUCUCGACACCCUGCCCUACUUCACCAGGGUCAGCUCCUAGCAUCCACUGGCUGAAUGUGGCGGCAGUUUCCAUGCAGGCUGGCGUAAUCUGACGAAAUAACACGGACGUGCAUA
Schistocerca cancellata (South American locust) is the source of this 1987-nucleotide messenger RNA. RefSeq names its product myogenesis-regulating glycosidase-like. Lineage: Eukaryota; Metazoa; Arthropoda; Insecta; Orthoptera; Acrididae. The coding region runs from base 36 to 1913 and encodes 625 amino acids. The transcript has 6 exons. Gene Ontology annotation, molecular function: hydrolase activity, hydrolyzing O-glycosyl compounds. The record is from RefSeq and is a predicted model, not a curated record. Gene Ontology annotation, biological process: carbohydrate metabolic process.